Molecule: messenger RNA, 1651 nt
Organism: Durotheca rogersii
Lineage: Eukaryota; Fungi; Ascomycota; Sordariomycetes; Xylariales; Xylariaceae
Exons: 2
Coding region: 222-1406 (394 amino acids)
Source: RefSeq, a predicted model, not a curated record
UAUCCAACGUAACCUAACCCAGCCUCGACACCGAACCCAUCCCACUCGUCCAUCCAUCCGUCCAUCCAUCCCGCUAGCCAGCCAGCCAUUGGCAUCGCAGCUUGUCCGUAGCCCAAGCCGAGGACAACCGCUGCCAGCUCUGCCGACUCCGUACCUAUAAAACGUCCUCCCCUCCUGCUCCUACGCCCCUCGCCCCCUCCCUCCCUCCCUCCCUCCUCGCGAUGCUGCUGCCGCCCGUGGAUGAGGCCGUAUUCGAGAACAACCCCGAGUUCGCGCGCCUGUACAAGACCCUCACCGGCUCCCUCCUCAACCCCGACGGGUCGACCAAGAGCGGCGGCCCGGCCGCGAAGAAGCGCGAUGCCGUGCGCCAGGAACUCAAGGCACACCGCCUUAAGGCGGCCAAGCAGCAGCUCCUACGGCGAGCCGUAGAAGCCGCGGCGGCCCCUGAACCGACCGACGCCACAUCCAGCACCUCCUACUCCUCUCUCGCAUCCGAGCAGCCCCACCGGCCCCAGCGGCGACCCGCGAGACCCAGGCCGCAGCCCUCCAUCGUCACCACGGCGGCGCCGCCGCCCCCGGAGAUCCUCGAGCUGCUCCUCCUGCUCCCGCCCUUCCUCGCCGAGGCCCACACCCUGACCCCCGCCGCCCUCGCCCUCCUGCUCUCGCGCCCGCCCUUCUCCGACCUCGGAACCCGUCUGCCGUCCCUCGCCGCCGCCGUCUCCGCCGUCCUCGCCCGCCAGGCCGCCGGCCUCGCCCGCGUCGCGCACCCGCACACCAACCCGUCGUACGUGCACCGGUCGAUCCCGGGGCUGCCCGCCGCCGCGUCGUCGCUCCGCGAGGCCACCGCCGACGCCGCCCGCGCCCUGUCCGCCGCCCGGCUCCGCGCCGCCCACGACCUGGCCGCGCAGCUGCUGCGCCCCCGCGCGCGCGCCGCCGGCCUCCUCGUCCGCCUGCUCGAGGCCAAGCACGGCCCCGCCGCCCGCUCGGCCGAGCUGCGCGCCGCCGACGCCGCCCUCGACGCCCGCGCCUGGGCCGCCGCCGCCGAGGCCCGCCUCUGGGAGGCCCGCCUCGCCGUCUACCCGCCCGAGGCGCGCCGCGCCCUCACCAACUACCGCCGCCACCUCGCGGGCGCCCGCAUGCGCCUCAGCGACGCGAUACGCACGCGCGAGGCCGAGCUCGCCGACUACGGCGUCGCGGUGCCGACGGCGCUGCGACGCGGCUCGGAAGAAGACAGGGACGACGGGGGCAAGGGAAAUGGGGGAGGAGAGGCUGUCGUCGGGCUGGGCAUCAUGGAGGGGCGCGGAGACGAAGCCAAGGAGCGGACGAUGCGCGAGAUGGCGAGGGUGUGGCGUGAGAUGGAGACGCGAUUGCAGGAGGUGAGAGGGGAUUUGGAGCGGCUGGGGUAGAGCGGAUGCGACGAGUAGGUAGGUACUUACCUUACACUCAGGAAAUCCACAAUACCCAGAUGAGAGUCUCCCGUUGUUUUCCACGUGCUAUACGAUGUGUGUGUAUGAAAUGCUCUCUCUACGAUGGUACAGUUUGUUGCAUCCCGAGCACCUGGGGGGGACAACAGAUAUUGCGUGCUACCACGGGUAAAUCCAGCUGGCCAUCCGCCGUCCAAAUUCAACCCAGACAGAACUCCCCUUACUGG